Messenger RNA from Trichoderma virens Gv29-8, 1313 nucleotides. RefSeq lists its product as uncharacterized. NCBI's taxonomy places the organism in Eukaryota, Fungi, Ascomycota, Sordariomycetes, Hypocreales, Hypocreaceae. The record is from RefSeq and is a predicted model, not a curated record. The coding region runs from base 191 to 1114 and encodes 307 amino acids. Gene Ontology annotation, cellular component: peroxisome. Gene Ontology annotation, molecular function: urate oxidase activity. Gene Ontology annotation, biological process: urate catabolic process; purine nucleobase catabolic process. The transcript has 2 exons.
AGCUUCACUGCGAUUCUUGAUUCUUGAUCCGACGAGUGUGGUGUUGAUCCAUCUUGUUUGUUGCCCGCCUACCAUCUCAUCUCCGUGACGCCUCCCCCUCCAGCUCUCUCUCUCCCCCUCCAUUGAACUCUCUUCUUUCGAGUAAUACAAACACAAAGCAUCACCACAAACAACCCCAAUUCAUCUCAUCAUGGCCACCGCUCACGUCUCCGCCGCCCGCUACGGCAAGGACAACGUCCGCGUGCUCAAGACCGACCGCGACGCCGCCACCGGCAUCCACACCGUCACCGAAAUGACCGUCAGCUGCCUCCUCGAGGGCGACAUCGACGUCUCCUACACAAAGGGCGACAACAGCGUCGUCGUCGCCACCGACUCCAUCAAGAACACAAUCUUCAUCACCGCCAAGCUCAACCCCGUCAACCCCCCGGAGCUCUUCGCCGCCAUCCUCGGCUCCCACUUCAUCGACACCUACAGCCACAUCCACGCCGCAAACGUAAAGGUCAUCACCCACCGCUGGACGCGCAUGGAGGUCCGCGGAAAGCCUCAUCCUCACAGCUUCCUGCGCGACGGCCAGGAGACGCGCAACGUCGAGGCCCGCAUCACCCGCAAGGGCGGCAUCGUCAUCACCAGCGGCAUCGAGGGGCUGACCGUGCUCAAGAGCACCGGCUCGGCAUUCCACGGCUUCGUGCGGGACGAGUACACCACCCUGGCCGAGACCUGGGAUCGCAUCUUGUCCACCGAUGUUGAUGCCAACUGGAAGUGGAAGACCUUUGCAGAUGUUGCCGCUGUGCGUGAGGUAGAGCCCAAGUUCAAUGCGGCGUGGGAGCAGGCCCGCGAGAUUACCCUGACAAGAUUCGCCGAGGAUGAGAGCGCCAGCGUCCAGAACACCAUGUACAAGAUGUGCGAGCAGAUUCUGGCCGCCGUGCCGGAAACGGAGACGGUCAUCUACUCGCUGCCCAACAAGCACUUUUUCGAGCUCGAUUUAAGCUGGCACAAGGGCAUCAAGAACACCGGCAAGGAUGCCGAGGUCUACGUCCCCCAGUCAAACCCCAACGGCCUCAUCAAAUGCGAGGUUUCCCGCGGUGCAGCCGCCAGCCGCGAUUCACACCUGUAAAAAUUCUAAAAAAACUCACCAAAAAAAAUUGUAUAAAUCACAUGUUUAACUAGAUGAAUGGCGCCUUGGAUUGCGUCAGUGUUGGACCAGGGACACUAGAGGGAGGAUUAUCAUGAUUAUCAUGACAGCUGCAGCGUCGCAGUGCGCAGGCAGCUUGGCUAUAGCGUUUGAUUUGAAUUUGGAUUACAUUUGACAUGAA